AUGGAUGAUAUUGGGAUACAACAACGUUAUUUGAAGCUUACAAAAAGAUGCCUGAUCAUCAGUGGAAUUUGGCCUAAACAGACCAAGUCUACGAAAAACAUACUUCGAUUUAUCGUCUACAUUACCACCGUUCCUUGUAUCAUGUCACAGAUAGCAUAUGUAGCAUGCUUUUUCAGCUUGACUGCUGUGGUAGAGCAGCUAUCAUUUUUACUGGCGAUGGUACUGGGGUUGUUUAAGCAAGGAGCUUAUAUCGUAAACGAGGAAAAAUUUAAAGGGCUUUUGAAUGGUAUGUUCAAUGACUGGGCAGUGGAUAGAUCGAAAGAGGAGCUUGCUAUUAUGACAUCGUACAUGGAAAGAGGAGCCCUUUUCGCGUCAAUUUAUUUGGCAAAUGCAUACAGCUGCACCGGUCUAUUCAUGCAAAUGCCAUGGUGGCCACGGAUUGCCGACCUCGUGAUGCCAUUGAAUGAAUCUCGGCCUCGAACGUAUAUUUUUCCAGCUUAUUACUUCAUUGACGAUACGAAUUAUUAUUACUGGAUAAUAACACACAUGAGUAUUGCAACUGUAUUAACUACGAUCAUCUAUAUCGCCUGUGACACUUGUUACAUAUAUGCUGUGCAACAUGCUUGCGGGUUAUUGGCUGUGGCUGGGUAA
Molecule: messenger RNA, 651 nt
Organism: Osmia lignaria (orchard mason bee)
Lineage: Eukaryota; Metazoa; Arthropoda; Insecta; Hymenoptera; Megachilidae
Source: RefSeq, a predicted model, not a curated record